GAGACACUCUACAGAACGAGGUUCCUCGAAGUUGCAGCCGACAAGGAUAUCUUCAGCAUCAAGCAAAAGACCGGAACCGCUAAGGGAACGCCGGUUAGUUUCGUUUCACGUAGAAUUUCAAAAGCAGCGCUUGGCACUUGUCAGACUGCCUUGAUAACAGACCCUUCUGUACACAUUCUUAAUGUUUAUUUGUUAAGGACGUCAGCUCAACGAUAUAAAUUGCGGAGUCGACACUGAGGCCACCAUCUACGUCAACUUUGGGCUUUUCGAAAAAGCCAAGAAGAGAAAGAAGAAGGCCAACACCACUCCAAAGAAGAAUAAAAAAGAAACAAGAUCAAGCGCGUCGUCCUCAAGUACUUCAAGGUAAGAACUGUGUAUUUUCCCAGGAAAAUCAGCUCUGGAUAGAAAGUUUAGAAUGAUAAAAGUUUUGUCUUGAAACGAUGCAAUUUUUCACAUUUUCAGAUCGACGAGAACGACAAGACCCACCGUCUUUGCAAGGAAGUCAACAACCAUCCUUCGAAGGAGGAGUCUUCAAGACUCCAGCACGCCAACAGGUGCUACUGCGGAAGAUGUCAAGUCAACUCAUCGUUGACAUCGCCACGGCCGCUGCCACCUCUAGCAAGAAGCGAUGAUAGAUGGAGAAGAUG
Caenorhabditis elegans is the source of this 647-nucleotide messenger RNA. NCBI's taxonomy places the organism in Eukaryota, Metazoa, Nematoda, Chromadorea, Rhabditida, Rhabditidae. The record is from the annotation of a RefSeq genome assembly.